Messenger RNA from Mastomys coucha (southern multimammate mouse), 366 nucleotides. Its product is annotated as 40S ribosomal protein S19-like. Gene Ontology annotation, cellular component: ribosome; cytosolic small ribosomal subunit. The coding region runs from base 1 to 366 and encodes 121 amino acids. NCBI's taxonomy places the organism in Eukaryota, Metazoa, Chordata, Mammalia, Rodentia, Muridae. Gene Ontology annotation, biological process: ribosomal small subunit assembly; translation. Gene Ontology annotation, molecular function: RNA binding; structural constituent of ribosome. The record is from RefSeq and is a predicted model, not a curated record. The transcript has a single exon.
AUGCCUGGAGUUACUGUAAAAGACGUUAUCCAGCAGGAGUUCGUCAGAGCUCUGGCAGCCUUCCUCAAAAAGUUCAGGAAGCUGAACGUCCCAGAAUGGGUGGACACAGUCAAGCUGGCCAAACAUAAAAAGCUUACCUCAUAUAAUGAGAACUGGUUCUACACAAGAGCCGCUUCCACAGCACUGCAUCUGUACCUCCGUGGUGGCGCAGAGGCUGGUUCCAUGACCAAGAUCUACGGAGGAUGGCAGAGAAACUGUUUCAGGCCCAGUCACUUCAGCAGAGGCUCUAGGAGUGUCCUCCAAACCCUGGAGGGGCUGAAAAUGGUGGAAAAGGACCAAGAUGGGGGCCGCAAGCUAACACUUUAG